This is a messenger RNA of Pezoporus flaviventris, 2056 nucleotides long. RefSeq names its product Rh blood group CcEe antigens (gene RHCE). Gene Ontology annotation, cellular component: plasma membrane. Lineage: Eukaryota; Metazoa; Chordata; Aves; Psittaciformes; Psittacidae. Gene Ontology annotation, molecular function: ammonium channel activity. Bases 742 to 1953 code for a protein of 403 amino acids. Gene Ontology annotation, biological process: ammonium transmembrane transport; ammonium homeostasis. The record is from RefSeq and is a predicted model, not a curated record. The transcript has 11 exons.
CCGCUGGCAGAUGCAUAGCCUUUGGUGUAUCUGCCCCGAGUGUUAACACUGUCACGGGAUUUGGUGACAAGUGCCCUAAGAGCUUACUGUGUUCAUUUGACUGUGGCAAAAUGAUGGAAGGCGUUUGGGUCAUUCCUGUCCUGGUGUGAGUCUGAAAGGAAGGAGUCUUGCGGGAGACCGAUGAAGGCUGAUGGGGUACAUUGCAUUUAUAAACCACACAAAGACACUGCAUCAGCUCAGUCCAUUCCUAAACUGCUGUUUCAGCUGCGCUCGUGUCUGGAGAAAGCUCACCAGGUGCUGUGGUUCUGUCUCAAUUGCCCCCGAGAUCCCACCAAAAGAAUGAUGAUCAGGACUUUUGUGACACCAGGGCAGCACUUGGCGUGUCCAGCAAACUCCUUGGAACGUUGUUUAGGAGCUCCUGAGAAGGGGUUGAUUUGUGAGGCUCUGCAACAGCUGAAGUACUGUAUGAUGGUGUCCUGGAGCACUGCAGCAUUGACAGCUUGAGAUGUCUAUGUUCACAAGUACAUCUUGAGUUCAGUCCAUGUUGGUUGGGGUAAGUUUGGGCUCCUGUUGUGCCACAGAUAAGGAAAUGUUAGUUGCUGUUGCCUCUUGGCCUUUUUAUCUCUCUCGAGUUUUUAUUCCUGCCCCCCAAAACUUCCAUUUCUAUUGGUCUGAGGUUACUGGAACACUUUUAUAGGCAAAAUUAUUGCUGUGUUUGUGCUUCAUGUAGUCUGGUGCACAAUGCCUUCCAGUUACCGCAACUUCCGAAACAGCGUGCCGUGGCUAAUCCUUUCUCUGGAAGCUGUUUUCAUCGCCCUCUUUUACUUUGUGUUCCCAUAUGACGAUAAAUUAAUUAAGGCUUACCCAGCUUUCCAAGAUGUCAACCACAUGAUGAUUUUUGGAUUUGGCUUUUUCCUGAUGUUUCUGAAAAGAUACGGGUUUAGCACCACCGGAUUCAACCUCCUGCUCAUUGUACUUGGUGUCCAGUGCUCUGUGCUGAUAGAUUUAUUUGUUUUACUUCUUCAAAGGCAAAAUAAAUGUCAUCUGGCAAGGCUAAUAGAGGCUGCUAUGAGCCUGACUGCUGUGGUCAUCUCCACUGGAGCUGUUCUUGGGAAGGCUAACCCUGUGCAAUUAAUUCUGAUGACAGUUCUGGAGCUAAUAGUUUUCCGUAUGAGCAGAUGGAUGAACAACACAUUCCUGCGGGUUACAGACAGUAUCAGCAUGAUGCAUGUUCACCUGUUUGGAGCCUACUUUGGUCUGGCCAUCUCCUCAUGUUUCCCUGAGCCAUCACCGAGGACUGAUAAGAAUGCAAGAACCCCAAAGUCAGAUUUAUUGUCCAUGUUGGGCACUCUCUUUCUCUGGGUGUUCUGGCCAAGCUUCAAUUCUAUACUAUCUGACAAGAAGUGGAGAGUCAUCUACAACACCUACUUUGGCCUCGCAGUGAGUGCUGUCACUGCCUUUGCCUUGUCUGUUCUGACCACAAAGGAUGGGAAAUUCAGAAUGACUCAUAUCCACAGUGCAGUUCUAGCUGGUGGGGUCGCUGUUGGUUAUGCAGCACACAGUAUCGAGCACCCUUGGAUUGCAAUGGCUUUGGGUCUGCUUGCCAGUGUGAUAGCCAUAUUAGGAUCUUACUGUUCACAGGUAAGAUGCCUGAAUCCUCUCAAGCUUCAUGAUACCUCUGGAGUUCAUUUCACUUUUGGCAUGCCUGCUGUGCUUGGAGCUCUCACCCAGGUCAUUCUCUUAAUAAUAACAAACUGGAAUAAUUUACCAAGUAUGGGUUAUUUGGUCAUGAUUCAAGUUGGUGCCUUCUGCCUGACCAUCAGCGUCGCUUUGAUAACAGGUCUUAUUGCAGGUUUAAUCUUAAACCUCAGACUGUUCAAGAGCAUCCCUGUAUCCAAGUACUUUGAAGACCAGUUUUACUGGGAGUUUCCCCACUUGGCUGUUGGAUUUUGAAUGGAGGAACCCAGAUGAGUGAUUUGACCGAGGCUCAAGAAAGCCAUCCCAAUGGGCACCUAAAAAACUAGUAAUAAACUGUACUAGUUAUUCUUGAAAGAUA